This is a messenger RNA of Trichophyton verrucosum HKI 0517, 4887 nucleotides long. RefSeq lists its product as uncharacterized. Gene Ontology annotation, cellular component: cytoplasm; myosin complex; vesicle. Gene Ontology annotation, biological process: vesicle transport along actin filament; actin filament organization. Gene Ontology annotation, molecular function: actin filament binding; ATP binding; microfilament motor activity. The coding region runs from base 1 to 4887 and encodes 1628 amino acids. Lineage: Eukaryota; Fungi; Ascomycota; Eurotiomycetes; Onygenales; Arthrodermataceae. The record is from RefSeq and is a predicted model, not a curated record. The transcript has 4 exons.
AUGCAUCCUUCGUUUAAUAGCCCGUCCAGAAGACACAAUCCUUUUUCCCGGAGCUCUCCUUCACCUUCCCCAGCUCCUCCAGAUGCGGCCCCCAGAGUGUCCGGCCGACCAAAGUCAGUUACGUUCACAUCACCUGUGCAGACGUAUGCGUCGGGGCAUGUACGAAAUGGCUCCUUAACUCCAUUAAAUCCUACUCCUAUCAACGGCAUAAACAGACAACGAUCCAACUCAGCACGACACACCUCCGAAUCCUCAAACACCUUUGCUCCAAAGUUCAUAAAAUCAGAAGAGCUACGGAGAGGGGCCGAUCAGAUUAGGGGCGAAGAAGGUGAUAAUGAUUUUUCCGGGAAAAGAUAUGUGUGGCUUAAAGAUCCCGAACGAGCGUUCAUCCGGGGCGCUGUUCUUCGAGAAACAGAGGGUGGCCUCCUGGUCGUGCAAUGUGACGAUGGGCGCCAGGUUGAAGUUGACCCAGAGGGCGUUGAUAAAGUUAACCCUCCAAAGUUCGAUAAGGCCGACGACAUGGCUGAGCUUACCCAUUUAAAUGAGGGCUCUGUUAUUCAUAAUCUACACACCCGGUACCAGGCUGACUUGAUUUACACUUACUCUGGACUUUUCUUGGUGACCGUGAAUCCGUACUGUCCUUUGCCUAUAUACUCCAAUGAAUAUGUCAAAAUGUAUAAAGGACAAAGCCGAGAAGACACACGACCACAUAUAUUUGCAAUGGCAGAUGAAGCCUUUCGCAAUCUUGUAGAAGAGGGCGAGAACCAGAGCAUCCUUGUUACUGGUGAAUCUGGUGCUGGAAAGACAGAGAACACAAAGAAGGUUAUUCAGUACCUGGCUGCUGUUGCGCCCGGUGAUGCCCAGGGAAAGCCGUCAUCUAAACAACUUGGGGAUCUCUCGCAACAAAUAUUGAGAGCUAAUCCUAUACUUGAAGCAUUCGGAAAUGCCCAGACGGUUCGCAAUAACAAUUCGUCACGGUUCGGAAAGUUCAUUCGUAUAGAGUUCUCUCGCACCGGCCAGAUAUGUGGAGCCUUCAUUGAUUGGUACUUGCUUGAAAAGUCCCGAGUUGUCAAGCUCAAUUCCCAGGAACGAAGUUAUCACAUCUUUUAUCAGCUACUCCAUGGAGCCAGCAAAGAGUUGCGUGAGCAGCUGCACCUCUCAAAUCUCGAUAUCCAGGACUUUGCAUACACUAAAGACGGAAAUGAUACCAUAGCAGGUGUCUCUGACGAGGAUGAGUGGGACACUCUCGUCGAAGCCUUUGAUACGAUGAAGUUUGAAGAAGAGGACCAGCUUGCGAUAUUGCGCACAAUUGCUGCAGUUCUACAUCUGGGAAACAUCACGGUUGGCAAGGAGAGUCUACGGGCAGACCAAGCUAAGCUCACUCAAGAUGAUACUGAGAGUGUCAUGCAUGCUUGUCAUCUCCUAGGAAUACCUCUCGAGCCUUUUGUCAAGGGAUUGCUUCACCCUCGAGUGAAGGCUGGGCGAGAAUGGGUUGAAAAGGUCCAGACACCCGAGCAAGUCCGUUUCGCGAUAGAUUCUCUUGCAAAGGGUAUAUAUGAACGAGGAUUUGGAGACCUAGUCAACAGGAUCAAUCACCAGUUGGACCGUAGCAGAAUCAGCUGCGAAGAGACCUACUUCAUCGGCGUCCUUGACAUUGCAGGUUUUGAAAUUUUUGGAACAAAUAGCUUUGAACAACUCUGCAUCAAUUACACCAACGAAAAAUUGCAACAAUUUUUCAACCACCAUAUGUUUGUUCUGGAACAGGAGGAAUACUCUAGAGAGCAAAUUGAAUGGCAAUUCAUCGAUUUCGGGAAAGACCUUCAACCAACAAUCGACCUUAUUGAGUUGUCGAAUCCGAUCGGUAUAUUUUCAUGCCUUGACGAGGAUUCGGUGAUGCCAAAGGCUACAGACAAAACAUUUACUGAAAAACUUCAUUCUUUAUGGGACCGAAAGUCUCCAAAAUAUCGGGCCUCACGACUCAGCCAAGGUUUCAUUCUCACUCACUAUGCUGCAGAGGUAGAAUAUAACACGGAGAAUUGGCUGGAAAAAAACAAGGAUCCCCUCAAUGACAACGUAACACGGCUGUUGUCCAAGUCAAAUGACCCGCAUAUUGCUAACUUAUUCGCUGAUUAUGCUGAGGAUGUAUCCAAUGGAACCCGGAGUGUUGUCAAAAAGGGUCUUUUCCGAACUGUCGCUCAGAGACAUAAGGAGCAGCUAUCAAGCUUAAUGGCUCAGCUACAUUCAACUCAUCCCCAUUUCGUUCGCUGCAUCUUGCCAAAUAACAAGAAACGACCAAAACUCUUCAAUGGGCCACUUGUUUUGGACCAACUACGAUGUAAUGGUGUACUUGAAGGUAUUAGAAUUGCUCGAACUGGCUUCCCUAAUCGGUUAACGUUCAAUGAAUUCCGCCAAAGAUACGAAGUUCUGUGCCGUGGUAUGCCCAAGGGCUACUUGGACGGGCAGAUGGCUGUGACAUAUAUGGUCGACAAGCUGGGUCUUGACAAGUCAUUAUUCAGAAUCGGGUUGACAAAAAUAUUUUUCAGGGCUGGGGUAUUAGCAGAGUUGGAAGAGCAACGUGAUACCCUGAUUCGUGAGAUCAUGAGGCAAUUCCAGUCGUUGGCUCGUGGCUUUAUUCAAAGACAUAUUGCAAACAAACGACUAUACCGCACAGAGGCUACUCGAAUCAUCCAGCGCAACUUUCACCUCUAUCUUAACUUGAAAUCAUCCCCAUGGUGGAGAUUGUUCGCAACAAUGAAGCCACUUCUUGGAGAGACUCGUACAGCCGGAGAAGUCAAGAAGCGUGACGAGAAAAUCCAGCAGCUUGAAGCGAAGGCUCAACAAGACAUAGCUGAAAGACAGAGAAUAGAAGACGAAAGGCGCAAGAUAGAAACCGAAAUGCAGAGAAUCAGGAAAACUCUUGAAAGUGAACGUUCCCUUGCAUUAGACAAGGAAGAGAUAUUCAAACGGUUGCAACUCAGAGAAGUUGAACUGAGCGAGAAACUGGCUGGGGCAAUCGCUGAUCAGGAAAGCCUAGAAGAUCAACUAGACGAACUGAUUGCAGCAAAGAAAAAAAUAGAACACGAACUAGACCUACGAAGAGGUCAACUUGAACAGGCUGCGCAGAUAAUGGAGAGGCUUGAGGGUGAAAAGAAGGAGCUGCAGGAGCGCAUUUCGGAUAUGGAGAAACAGCUGAAAUCCGUCGAAUCAACACACGGCGAGUACGAUGAGAAGAUCGGGGCCCUGAACCAGGAGAUCAAUACCCUCAACAGUCACCUGGCUAUGAAGGACAAGAAACUUCAGGACUUGGAAGCAAAGCUUUUGUCUUCCGACCAACAACUCGACCUCGAAUUAGCAAACACCACCAAAGAGUUAGAAGGGUCUAAAAAGCAAAUUAAGCAAUUGCUUGAGGAAAACCGUGAAAUUCAAAGGCAGAUUGCGGAUUUGUCAUCGACCUCGACGGGUUAUGAGGAAUUAGUCCGACGUAAGGAGGGCGAGGUCGCAAUUCUCAAAGCUGAUUUGAAAAAGCAUGAGUUCGAAAAACGAAGCCUCGAAACAGAAAAAAGGGGGUUAUCGGAUCGACAUGAUGAUAUGCAGCGAAGAAUACGUGACCUACAGGCCGAAAUAGACACCACGAAGCUCGAAAAGGCGAACUUUGAACGCGAGGCGCUUGACGCUAGGAAGCUCCUUGAAGAGAAGCUAUCUGAAGAUGCGGAAUCAGCUCAGGGUAGGAAGAUGCUUGACAAGCAGGUCCAAGAUCUCAAGACCCAACUAUAUCAGACCCAAGCAGAGCUCAGUCGAGUACAGCAGUCGAGAGAUGAUGUUCAGAUGCUCUCAGAACACAAGUUUGCACAACUGAAAGAGGAGUUUGAUAUUCUCAAUGAAGCCAAGAUUACUAUCGAGAAAGAGAUGUAUAUCCAGCAGGAUACUCUUCGCAGGGCAAAGGAAGCUCGAGCCGCUGCAGAAGAAUCUCGCAAGCAACUCCAGGGAGAAGUCAUCAAACUGCGGGACCGAAUUACAAAAAUCGAGGAAUCUCGCCUGAAUGCAGAGAACACCUUUGCAAACAAGAUGACUGCGCAGGCAACUGAGAGGCUGGCUAAACUUCAGGCCGAGCUAAACGAAAAAUCGAAGGCACUCAAUGAUGCCGAGGCAGGACAUGCCCGCCUGAGCUCUCAAGUUCAAAACCUGAGUAACCUGAUUGCAAAGUCUGAAAAUUUCCGCACCGAGAAUGAUCAACACAAGGAACGGCUAGAGCGAGAACUCGUUACUGUUAAGGGCAGACUCGCCGCGUCUGAAAAUGAUAACAGGGCUCUUUUGAACAAAGUCCAGCAAAAGAACCUCGAUAUCGCACGGUCUAAUUCAAGGGCUGGUGAUACCCAAAGAGCUCGGUUGGCGCAGCUUCAAACUGAAAAAUCUCGCCUGGAAGAAUCAAAUAAACAACUUACUCGCCAACUUGGAGAUGCUCAGCUAUCGAUAACUUCGCUCGAGAAGCAAAAGGAGAAACUUGCUUUGAGUGCAGAGGACCUGAACCACGAAGUCGCACGCGAACACAAAGCUAGCCGUAAUGCAGAAAAGACUGCUGCCACGGCACAGUUACAAUUAGCAGAAGCAAACAGAAAUCUCGAGACGGAACGGCAGCUUAGAACCCAGGCACAGGCAAAUACCAAGAAGCUCCAGGCAUCAAUGGAUCGGAUGAACUCGGAACUAGAAGAUUGUCAUCAGCAACUUAUAUUGCUCCACAAAGUAUUCGAUCCUAAUGACACAUCGCCAACCGAGAAAUCAUGGGAGACAAUAAAGCCGGACCUGUCCAAAAAGGUUGAUAUGGCUGCUCUGUUAGAGACUGCCCACAAUGACCUUCGGAUCAGUGAAGAAAAGACGUUCGAGGGCUGA